GUGACGAUGCCCUUCAAGCUCCGCCUCAAGAAGACUCGGCAGUACAAUGUGUUGUCUCGCAAUGUCCUGGUCAUCAGCGUGGAGCUCCUGGAUAAGACCACGCUGGAGUGCACCCUCUCCGCUGACUCCACCGGCCAGGACUGCCUCCACAAUGUCUGCCAGCGUCUCUCACUCCACCAGCCUGAGUUCUUGGGCCUUCGUUACAUGAGCAAGAAACCGUACCCAAAGGUGAGAUGGGUAGAGCUGGACAGGCCCCUCAAGAAGCAGCUAGACAAGUAUGCACAGUCCCCCACCCUGGCCCUGGCUGUGCUCUACUACAUUCAUGACGUUGCUCUGCUGCAGGAUGAUGUGACCAGAUCUCACUACUUCCUACAGGUGAAGCAGGAUGUUCUGGAGGGGAAACUGCGCUGUAACCAUGAACAGGCUGUCCUCCUUGCCUCCUACAGCCUGCAGGCUGAGUUUGGGGAUCAUCAGCCAGACCGCCACACUGCUGAAUAUCUUAAGGACUUCAAGCUUUUCCCGAAGCAGAUCGGCAGUGAGGGGGAGGUGGGUGCCCUGCUGGAGGCUGUGGUGUGGCAGUACUCAUCCCUGCAAGGACUAGCACAGGCCCUCGCUGAGACCUACUACAUCCUGGAGGCACAGAGGCUGGAUGGAUAUGGACAGGAAACUUUUAUGGCCAGGGACGAGAGAGGCAGUGAAGUGUACCUGGGCACCUCUUUAAUGGGUAUUGACGUGCGACCUGCUGCUGGACACACACAUGUCUUCUACAGGUGGAACGACAUAACAAACCUGGUGAACAACAAGAGGAACUUCGGCAUAGAGUGUCAGAGAACAGACGAGACAGUUCACUUCACCUUCGACGAGCCUGAUGCUGCCAAAUAUGUGUGGAAGAUGUGUGUCAAGCAGCACACCUUCUACAAGCGCAAUCAGGAGGUUCUGGAGGGCGGCACUGGACCAGAGACACGCAGCUUGGCCAUUCCAGACCUGCAGAGCUCCGUCAUGUCCACCAACACCACCGCCAACACCACACAGCUGCACCACCACCACCUCAGCUCCUCUCAUGACAUGCUGGACAGUCGGGGAGGGCUGGGAGAAGUGACAUUAAGGAGCUCAGCUGACCAACAAGCCCUGGCCACUUACUCCACCACUCUGCCGCAGUUUGAGCUCUCCUACAUCCACCACUCAGCUGAGUCGAGUGGGGGUCACCUGGGAUCAGCAGUGGAGUCUACAGGUUCACAGCUGAUGACGGACCCUUCCUAUGGCCUUCUCUCUCAGUCUGCUUACUCCCUCAACACAUCCCACCACCCACAGCAAACCCAGGUCGUCCUCGCCACUCACAGCCAAGUAUCACAGCAGCAACAGCAAACACAGCAACAGCAACAACAACAGCAGCAGCAGCCUCAGACACCCUCGCAGCAGCAGAACCAGCAGCAGCAGCAGUCGUCACAGCUGCAGCACGAGGCAGCCGGCCAGCAGAUCACCCUGUACUCCUCAAAUCUCAGUCUUCCGUCCACUAGAGGCAGUUUCAGAAGGAGUCUGCUUCCCCAGUACCGGCCGGCCCCUGACUACGAGACGGCCCUGGUGCAGAAAUAUGGCCCAGGAGUGAACCCAGCCAACAUCCGCGCCACUAUGCUGUACUCCUCGCAGCCGGAGAUCUCUAACUCUCAUGUCUUGGAGGGAACGGCACAUGAAGUGGCACGUGCAUCGGGGGGCCUUGGCAGCUACAGUCACUACAAGGGCUACACAGACCUGUCCCAGCACCCUGACCCUUCCAUACCGCAGCUCAGCAGGUCAGCCGGGAUCCUUAUGCCUGGCCCUCUGCACAACACUUACAGCACUCCAGAACUUGCGUCCCCAUCCCGCGGUGAGCUCCUGGAGGAGAGGAGGGAGGGGGCACAGGAGGAGGUGAUGUAUGGCAAGCCACCUCCACCCUAUCCCUACCACAAGCCCUCCAGCAACAGCACACCAGACUUGGCCUCCACUACACAGGGUGGUGGCCAAAGUCCAGACCUGGCAUCACGGCGGCGGGCGCUGCUGACGGCCUCGCUGGGCUGCCUGGGCUCGCCGGACCUGUCUCGCACCUAUGAGAACCUAGCCGACCUGAGCGAGGCGGUGGAGAGUCUGCGGCAUGAGCUGUCCCGCACCACGGGGGAGGGCAGUGCGGCCUUCUCCACGCUGCACCCCUUCAACACCACCUACCACAACUCCUGCAAUGAGCUGGAUGCCAUCUACCAGCUUAGCGACGGCCGGGUGUCCAUUGCUCCCCCACCCCCGGGACAGUAUCCUCCCACCUCACACUAUCCACCCUCACAGUCCCAGCAGUACCCUGCCGGGGCAGCAUCCGGGGCACCCCAGGAGCCCAUCUACCAGAACAUUGCUGCCCUCAGGACAGAGGAUGCCAGGGAGCGCGCCCGCUCUGCCCCAGAGAUGGACAAUGCAGCCCUGGGUGUGUCUGGCCCUGCCCCGCCCAGCCACCUGCUGGGCCAGCUGCCGGAGGAGGUGCAGAGCAGCCGCAGCCGCACUGUGUCCCAACCAGCCAGGCAGGCGGCCCUGGACACCCAGCUGUAUCUUGGGGAGCAGCAGCAGCAGCAGCAACAACAACAGCAGCAACGUGGCCCCAUCGAGGCCAUCAACGCCACCAUGGGCCAGAUCCCCAUGUUCAGCGCCCAGCAGGAGCUGCGCCACAACCACCACCACCUCCUGCACCUGCAGCAGAUGCAGGCACUCUCCAUGCAGCAACAGCAGCAGCAGCAACAACAGCAGCUACAACAGCAGCUACAACUACACCAGCAAAAGGAACAGCAGCUACAGCUACAGCAGAAGGAGCAACAACAGCAGCAGCAGCAGCAUCUUCAGCUACAAGCACAACAGCAGCAGCAGAAACAUGUGCAGCACCAAGUCAACCAGCAGAGGCAGCAGCAGCAACAACAACAACAAAUUCAAGAACAGCAGAGACAACAAGAACAACAGAGACAACAACAACAACAACAGCAGCAGCUAAGACAGUCACAGUCACAGCCACAGGCAGCAGCAGCAGGAGGAGGAGGAGGCACAGGGCAGCAGGCGAAGCAGCAGGCAGCACAGCAGGAGUCGAGCAACAGCAGUGGUGGCGGCGAGGCAUCGGGCACCAAGCUGUCACCACGCAAGAAGUGGGGCGCCCCGAGUGGCCAGCGUGUGGUGCUGGCGGGGCAGGCGGAGGUGGUGAUGCCGUGGGAGACACACGCCCCACACGACAGAGGCAAGCGGCGGCAGGAGGCAGAGGAGUCGUCCCAGGCCAGGAGUCGUGUGCCAUCCCUGGACUCCAUUCUGGGCUCUGAGUCCAAAACCAAGGCCAGGGAGUCUUCACAGGACCCUCUGGACACCACCACCACCACCACCACCACCCCUUCCUCCAGCAGACAGGCCUCAGCAGGGAGUCGUGGGGCGGAGGGUGGCACGGCAGGAGGGAGUGGGGCCAAGGGUGCCACGCCAGAUGUGCUGAGGGGCGCCACACCAAAGGGACCCAAAGACCCCAGGGCGGUGCAGCUAGAGGGACGUCUGGUGAAGGGGGACAUCCUGCAGGAGUUUGAGGCCAUGCCUAAGAUCAAGGCAGGGGCGGACUUCACCACAGCCACCAAGGGGGAGAACAGCGCCAGGAACAGAUACAAGGACAUCGUGCCCUAUGAGGAGAACAGAGUGAAGCUGACACCCACCAAGGACAACAAGAGUGGAUACAUCAAUGCCUCUCAUAUCACGGCAAGCGUCGGGGAGAGCCAGCGUUUCUACAUCUGCUGCCAGGGUCCCCUCGCCAACACUGUGGCUCACUUCUGGCAGUGUGUGUGGGAGGCUGAUGUGUACCUGGUGGUCAUGCUUACCUCAGUCACCGGCGACACAGCCACCAGCAAGAGCUUCCCCUACUGGCCACAGACAGAUAAUACAAGUGUGGAGUGUGAUCAGUUCCGAGUGUAUCGCAAGCACAGCACAGUCAGCCGGUCACACAUCACCAGUCGCCUGCAGGUUGUCCACAUCCCCACACGCAAGAGCCGCAACAUCUGGCACCUGCAGUACACAGAUUGGGCGGACCACGGCUGCCCUGAGGACCUGUUGGGCUUCAUCAGCUUCCUGGAGGAGCUGUCAACACUGCGCCGCUACACCUACAAGGAGGUGCGAGGCGUGGGGCGCAACCGCAACACUCCCGUCCUGGUGCACUGCUCAGCCGGUGUGGGAAGAUCAGGUGUCACCAUUCUGUGCGACCUUCUGCUGGAGGCAACGGACCAUAACCUGCCGCUGGACCCCCCUAAAGUCCUGCAGCACCUGAGGCAGCAGCGUAUGGCCCUUGUGCAGACCAUAGCACAGUACAAGUUAGUCUAUCAGGUCCUGCUGGCUUACCUCAACAGGGCACGGCUAAUUUAGUGAAGGGUGGGGCAGUGCUGAGUGGCCUUGGGGACUCAGAUUGCUAGUGAGUUAGGAGUGACGUUGUGGAGAGAGGAAGGCGGAGAGUGAACACCAGGAUGCCAUAUACAACUUGUACUUCAUUGCCAUCUUAUACUGACUCAUGCUCACUUAUACUCAGACACUCAUGCCUUCUAGUACCUGAUAUCCAUGGAGAUGUCAGUGUUUUAAAGGCUCAUUUCACUUAUACUUAGUGCCUUAUCAAUCUUCCAGCCUCAGACUUCAUCCUACCACCUGAUAUCAGUAUUAGGGGCCUUACACUAAUACUUACACCUUAUACUUACCACCAUAUCAGUCUCACACCAUUAUAUUCUACCCAAACACAUGAUAACCUCAAGAAUAUCAGUAUUAGGGGCCUUAUGAUUCUUCUAAUACCUUAUAUUCACUCCCAAGUCAGUCUCAUACUCAUAUUUACCUGAUACUUACUGCAUUGUCAAUCUUACAUCUACAUAACUGAUAGCAGCUGAUAGCCACACCCUUAGAUGACCUCAGUGAACGCUGCUUGGUCAUCUUUAUUUUUGCCAAGUUUUGUUAUCAUUGCUGUCGUUAUCGUGUCGUGUAACUUUUUCUUUCUCUCUCUCUCUCUCUCUCUCUCUCUCUCUCUCUCUCUCUCUCUCUCUCUCUCUCUCUCUCUCUCUCUCUCUCUUUUCCUCUUUUUUUUCCUCUUUCUCUCUCCUGUGUGACUUGUUUGUAUUCUCGUGUGUCUGCAGUUAACAGUUUCCUUCCUCCCUUGUUUUUUUUCUACUUAUUUUCAGCAUUUAAUUUCCACUGCAGCUUGUCAAACCAUAGAUUCACAAAAAACACCCUUGAAAACCCCCAAUAACUUCCACUAUAACAUGUCAAACUAAUACAUGAAAACACAAUAUCAUCUCUCACUGAACCCUUUUAGUCAUGAGGGACAAGAGAUACUGUCUAGGAAUAUACUACUUGAUCUCAUUCCUCUGCUCUGUUCAUGAAAUCUUUCUCUCAUGGCCCUCCAGUACAGUGCCUUGUGAAUCCCUGUGAGCUAAGUGCCAGGCCUUCCCAUGCUGACACUGCCUUCCUCUACUUUGAGAGUGAUAAUUUGUCUUGUUCUUGAUCUUUCCCUCAUAUGUGAUACUUGUGCUGUGGGUACUGUUGCUGUUAUUGAUACUGCUACUACUACUACUUUUACUACUACUACUACUAUUGCUACUACUACUACUACUACUACUAUGUGAUGUUUUCCAUUUGUUAGACCUCGCAAUAUUUAAUCCUUUUAUCGACCUGUUUAAUCUUGACGUCAGAAGAGAAAGCAUAACGAUGUGUUUCAUUCAUUACUUAAGAAAUUUGUACGUGAAUUUUGCUAUACUUAAUUUACGUUUUUAUUUGUAUUUUAUUUAUUUUUUUUUUCUUUUAUUUGUGUUCUUAUUUCCAUUUAAAAAGAGAAAGGGACGGAAAUCAAAACCAAAUGAUGAGCAGUUGUUGUUUUUAUGUGUAACUGUGUGUUUGGAAAGCUUCAGGUUUUUAUAUAUACCUUUCAAAAAUACUUGAAAAAAAAAAAAAGCCGAAAAAAUCAAAGGUGUAUCAGAUUUGAUGUAUAACUUUCAAAAUACGUAAAAAAAAAAGGAAAAGGGUAAAAAAAAAAUAUUAAAGAUGAUAGACUUUUAUGUAUAGCUUUGAAAUACGUCACAAAACAUUAAAAAAAGGCAUUUGUUUCCUUACGUAUAGCUUUCAAAACCCGUGAAAAGAAACACACACACACACAUGCACACACUGACAGACACAGGUACUCUACUUUUUAAUCUGAGUGUAUAUCGUAACAUACACACACAGGUACACCCUUCAUACAUACAUACACUCAUGGUUUUUUAUUAUUAUUUAUCUAUUUAUUUAUUUGAUUUUAUUUUAUUUAUUAUUGUGGCCCCUGGGGAACCUUGGAACGCCACUGCUCAUACGCACAUGCAGGUAACUCUCGAUUUACACGUUAGAUGCGUUCAAAGAGGCAUUGUGUAUUUCAGAAUUCAUGUAAAACUUGUAAUUCUCAUAAUAAGUAUCCCCUUUAGCCCAUAAAUUCCCGUGAAAAGCCCACAUGGUAUUAAAAAAAAAAAAGAAAGAAAAAGAAACACUAGAUAACAGGGGGAUGUGGGAUGUGGUCCAAAUCGUGUAGAAGCAAACCCAGUCACGCAAAUUUGAUUAAUUAUGAUAUUUUUUUGGUCGCGUAUUAACAAAAACGCAUAAAUUAAACACGCGUAAAUCAAGAGCUACCUGUACAUACUUCGUUCCUUGACUUGCCAUAUACACACAGACAAACAUAUACCGCCUUGAAAACCAAGUGUGUAUCGUAACAUACAUACAUACACACAUACACCUUUCAUACAGAAACUCGUACUAUAAUACCACACAUACACACACACACACUUGGUACACAGACUUAUACUUAAAAUGCUUCCUGUGGUCCUGGUAUGGCUGGUUGGAAAGUUGGCAACCCUGGUGACAACAAGGGUGAAACUGCAAUAGUGUAGCAAUGAAUCGGUCACCCUUAUGUUGGUCCUAGCCGGGAGAGGACCUCUGGAGGAGUGACUGUGUGUGUGUGUGUGUGUGUGUGUGUGUGUGUGUGUGUGUGUGUGUUCCCGGCUGGGCAAUCAUUAGUUCUUACUUUCGCACGAACUCAACAAACGGCAAUUACGUUUUAUAUAUCCGUGUAAUAUUCGUUCGUACGUCUGUCUGUAUGUAUUACUAGUACACCCAUGUUACUAUUACUACUGCUACUAUUGCUACUACUACUACUUCUACUUCUACUUCUACUCUAGGCAGCGUGUUGAUUUGCAUUAUAAGCAUUAUGGAGAUGUAAGCUAAUCUAUACUGUGUGUGUGUGUGUGUGUGUGUGCGUGCGUCAAAACAGUCUUGCGUCUAGUACAAAUUGUGGUGUUUAUGUGUAUCUCUCUCUCUCUCUCUCUCUCUCUCUCUCUCUCUCUCUCUCUCUCUCUCUCUCUCUCUCUCUCUCUCUCUCUGUGUGUGUGUGUGUGUGUGUGUGUGUGUGUGUGUGUGUGUGUGAGAUGCUCGCUGCAAUCUGCUGACUUAGAACAAUUUGAUGUAUUUAUAACCAAAGUCUAUUUUGGCGGUGAAAAUUGUGCAUUUUUUAUCAUUAUUAUUAAACUGAAAAGAUAUUU
Messenger RNA from Portunus trituberculatus (swimming crab), 7562 nucleotides. RefSeq names its product tyrosine-protein phosphatase non-receptor type 14-like (gene Pez). Gene Ontology annotation, molecular function: protein tyrosine phosphatase activity. Gene Ontology annotation, cellular component: cytoskeleton. The record is from RefSeq and is a predicted model, not a curated record. NCBI's taxonomy places the organism in Eukaryota, Metazoa, Arthropoda, Malacostraca, Decapoda, Portunidae. Gene Ontology annotation, biological process: protein dephosphorylation.